ACCAACAUUCCUGUCCCAGGGAAACAGGGGGGAGGAUGAUAGGAUGGUUGUCUGUCUCUGCCAGACUUGUAAUCCUGAAGUGUUUGGGGGUCGUCCACUGGCUGAAAACGUGAUCUGCCCUAGUGGCAUGUUUAUCUGCAGCAGUAAUGGGCUGCACCAUCGGUGUAGCUGCCCUUAUGAAGAGCUACACUCUCUUCAUUCAAUUGAUGCCAUUCAAGGGGACUACAAACUUUUCUCUUUCCUUAUUACUUUCCUGCCUUCCCUUUUCUUUAACUUUCUUUGAAUCUUUUUAAUCUUCUCCAUUACAAAUGAGUUAUUUUCUUAUGCACAGCAAGUCUCACAGCGAUGGUCUGUUUGAUCGGUACCAGAGCUUGCGGCAAGAAGGUCGAAUGUGCGACAUCAUUCUGGAAGCCGAAGGCAAACAGUUCCCAGCUCAUCGCACCUUGUUAGCUUGCUCCAGUGACUACUUCUGGUCACUAUUCCAGGAUCACACUUUGGAGUCAAGGUCUCGGACUGUCAGUCUACCAGCUGUGUCCUCAACUGGCCUGGAACUGGUCCUGGACUUCAUCUAUACUUCAUGGAUCUCGCUAUCUCCUGCCACUUUGGAGGACACAUUGGAAGCUUCCUGCUACCUGCAGGCUACCCAUGCUUUGCAUCUCUGCACUGAGUACAUCUCAAACAGUCUCACUCUGGAUAACUGCUGCUUUUUUGCCAAUGUGGCUGCUCGUUACAGCCUCUCGGGUGCACUUGCUGUCACCAAUCGUUUUAUCGCAAAACACAUGGCAGGACUCCUGGGUGCCAACGGUGACAGAUCUGGGCUUCUGGAGCUAAACCUUGACACUUUCCGAGAGGUGUUGGGGUCGGAUGAGAUACCAGGGGUAAAGGAAACAGCACUGCUACAGCUAGCUCUGGACUGGUUGUCCUGCAACCCUUUACCUGCCUUGGGAAGUAACUCUUUACUCAGUCGUGUUCGUUUUGGCCUGGUGCCUCCAGAAGAUCUGACCCGUCUGAGUUCCCUCAACCCACCCCUGCGCACUCCUUUCAUUCACAGCUUGGUACAGAAAGCCCUGCAUUACCACUUGCAUGUACCUCUCCAGCCAUUAAUUCAGACUGUCCAUACAAGCUUGAGAGCCACAACCAAGACGGUACUCCUGGUAGGAGGAGGUGCCGAAGCAGACCGACCACAGACCCAAAUUGAGAGCUAUGAUCAAGAAAGCAGGAAGUUCCAUGUUCUGCCCAUUGAAAUGGUAAAGACCCUCCAGUACAAUGGGGUUUGUGUGGUGGGAAACUUCCUCUUUGUGCUUGGAGGAGAGGUUGUAGAGGUGGAUGGGGAGAGUCAGAAGACAGCAGUGAUGACAGUGUCUGACCAGGUGUGGCGCUAUGACCCUCGAUUUGAACGCUGGGAGGAGAUGGAGCCACUGUUACAAAAAAGGGCACAGUUUUCCUGCUGUGUGGUGGAUGGUGUAAUCUAUGCCAUAGGAGGACGAGGCCAAAGAGGAGAUCCCACCCUGUCCUCAGUGGAGAGAUACAACAUGAGUGCAGGGUGCUGGCGUAGUGGAGUGUCCUUGCCCCAAGCUGUCUAUGGACAAGCUUGUGCCACAAUCGGCAGAGGUAUCUACAUCUCUGGUGGCAUCCAUGGCAGCCAGACGGAGAGUAGCAGAGAAGUGUUGUUUCUUAACACUUUUGAUGAUAAUGUCUGGGAGAGACGCUCUGCUAUGUCUAUCGCCAGAUUUGGCCAUCAGAUGGCAGCCAUUAACGAGAGACUCUAUGCCUUCUUAGGGAUGUAUGAACCAUUUUGUGACAUCGAGUGCUACAAUCCUGAACAAAAUCAGUGGACACGACUGAAACCUCUUCUGCAAGAUCGCUUCUGCUAUGGUUUGACAGUCACACCAAGUGGAUUUGUGUUGAUGUUCGGAGGUAGAAAGUGGCGAGAAGGACAGGAAGUGUGUGUUUGUGAUGUGCUGGAGUACGACCCUGAAUACGACAGCUGGAGGAAAGUGUGUAAGCUGCCACAUCCAUUAUGUGGGACUCAGUGUGUUCAGAUGAGUCUCCAAGAACUGAUAGAGACAUAGGAAUCUCCCAUAACCCCCAACGUCCAUAUACACACAGAGAAGUCGGAGAGUUUCCACAGCCUGAGUAGAAAAGCUGAAGAAUGAUCAGUCGGUCCAAACUUGGUAGACUUGUGGAGGGUAAAAGAUCUAUGCAGACAGAAUGGAUUCUGACCUUCAGGAUGGUGAAUCAGAAGAAUCUUGGCACCGGAGGCAGUGUGCUGUAAAGCAUGAGCGCAGUGGGAGGUCAUACUGACAGAGCGAAAAAGACAAGUGUCCUGGGAGUUCUGGAGUUGUCAGAUUUUCAAUCCUUAACAAUGCACUGAAAGAAUCAGACACCGAUCAAACUGUAAAAUCAGGACUUUCUGAAGCAGGUGUAUGACUUAAACACAGACUGGAAAUUUGGCAAUAUAGAUAGAAAAAAAUGAAGCUUCGUGCCAGACAGAGUAAGGUGGCUUACAUAGAGAAAAGGAUGUCAGAACAGAAUAGACACAUAAAAAUAAGGUUGAGGCAUAAAAUAGUAUUGAGAACAAGGUAUUUAAAAGCACUUUAAGUUAAUUAAAGGUCUCUGAGUGUGUGUGGGAUAAAAAAAUAAAAGGGGGAGAUAGAUUUAGUUCUUUCAACUAAAAAAACAUGUCAGAACUCGUCGUAGAAAGUUUUCCACUAUUCCUGAUGACCGAAAUAAUUAAAAUUCACUAGUUGUUUAAGUCGUUAAUACGAUAUGAUAAAUAUCUUGCAUGUGUCACUUUUUUGAGUCCUACAACAAAAAUAUCUUCCAUCCAGAAUGUAAUGAAAGCCAUUGAGAAAUGUACACAAGAAAAGUGCCUGAAUAAACAGGUGGAGCGUA
Messenger RNA from Tachysurus vachellii, 2895 nucleotides. RefSeq names its product kelch-like protein 34. NCBI's taxonomy places the organism in Eukaryota, Metazoa, Chordata, Actinopteri, Siluriformes, Bagridae. The transcript has a single exon. Gene Ontology annotation, molecular function: protein binding. The record is from RefSeq and is a predicted model, not a curated record. The coding region runs from base 309 to 2072 and encodes 587 amino acids.